Messenger RNA from Stylophora pistillata, 2058 nucleotides. RefSeq lists its product as uncharacterized. Gene Ontology annotation, cellular component: nucleus. Lineage: Eukaryota; Metazoa; Cnidaria; Anthozoa; Scleractinia; Pocilloporidae. Gene Ontology annotation, biological process: regulation of transcription by RNA polymerase II. The record is from RefSeq and is a predicted model, not a curated record. Gene Ontology annotation, molecular function: DNA-binding transcription factor activity, RNA polymerase II-specific; RNA polymerase II cis-regulatory region sequence-specific DNA binding.
CAAUGCUCACUCAUCACACUUACUCAUGCCUGCUUGCCACGAACGACUGCCUCUAUUUCCUAUGUAAGGAAGGGGAAAUUGGUCUACCGUGAACGCUGUUGAACGCCGUUAAGAGUUUCAUUACCAUCACAGUCUGCAACACACGAUUAUGAUUUUGACUGUUUCGAAGUGCCCAUCUUUUGCAAGUUGUAUCUCAUAGUUCGCCGCGAAUUCUCGGACACAUUGUUCUCUUUAAUCAAAUUCUACUGGGGUAAAACAACAGUUAAUCAGUCGGACGGAUUUAGAGCCUUCGAAAACUGAUCUUAAUCGGCCCUAAACAUUGUGGCUUAUUCGGUAUUUUAAAAGUUUCGUUAACCAUCUGCUAUCUGGUGUUGAAAGUCUGAUCUACGAACGCGCAAAGAAAGAACGCUCACUUGUGGAAAUCGACAUUAACUUCGUUCGAUUUGUAGCCUGUGACAACCCCCCCUAGCUCACGGGAAAUUCAACAGUCGAACACUUCAAUUCUCUUAGCAUUUGGACUUGAUCGACCGAUCGCAAAAGAUCUAAAACGGGACAGCUGCCUGUAAUAAUACAUAACUAACUCGGCACUGAGAUAUUAUGAACAAAAAUAUGCCAGUUGCAGUGCAAUCAUGUGCGGAAAGAUUUGCAGCGAACUGGAAGGCUCAAAAUCCCACAGAGAAAGAAGAAGAACAAACUUCGCUUGAUGAUAGUUUAACAAAUCUUCAAUGGCUUCAUAGUAUUAACAUUCAGGACAUUGCACCAACGACCACCUCCAUAGCUCCUUCGCCGAGCCCGUCGUCGAAUUCGUGCGACUCUGGCGACCACAGUGAUUCAAGCGAUGGAUACAAGGACAUUCAUUGUAAAGAGCCAAAUAUUGAUUACAAAAACGAUGCCAACCACAAACCUCCUUAUUCUUACGCGACAUUAAUUUGUAUGGCUAUGAGAGAAACCAACAAGACCAAGAUUACACUGAGUGCCAUCUACAAGUGGAUAAAGGAAAACUUUAUGUAUUACAGAGUUGCGGAUCCCACUUGGCAGAAUUCAAUUCGUCACAAUCUGUCACUAAACAAGUGCUUCGUAAAGGUAGCCAGGAACAAGAAUGAACCGGGAAAAGGAGGCUUCUGGAAAAUAGACCCUGCAUAUGCUGACAUGUUUGUGGAUGGUGUGUUCAAACGAAGAAGAGGUGUGAAUACACAAAAACCUUCAAAGAAAAGUUCUUCAAAACAAUGUAAGAAGACUACAUCAAAGAGAUCAGCAGAUUCUCUUGCAUAUCCACUUGAUGAUGACAACAAUGAAUCUUGUGACAGAAAGAAACAUAAACCUGUUAAAAUAAAGAUUGAAAGAGAUGAUGAUGAUGACUUUUUUAGUGAGGAAGAAGUUGCACCUUUUUCUGGUGGAAUAAAGGAAGAAUUUAGUUGGAUGACAGUGUUAACAAGCGAUGAAAUUGAUGAAAGUAUACGAGAGAUUGCAGAUGCUCAUGGAAUUUCAUUUGAGUCAAGUUCAAUUCCAAUAACAGGCCUGUGUGGAUUAAACACACCUGUUUGCUUAAGCCCACCACCAUCAACAGACAGCACAACUAACCAUAGCUUCCAAGUGGAUCCUGAACUGGACUUGACAAUAAGGGGUGUGGGAUUGUUACCACCCCGAGAAAACCUGGCCACACCAUCACCAACCACCUUAACAGAUGCUACACACUCUGUUUUUAACAUGCCACCUUCCCCUCCCUUGAUGUAUGAAGAAGACCACCCUUGGGCAGAAACAAGCAAUGACCUUCUUGACUGUUUUGAGUUAGAUGACAACAACAAUGACAUUUGGUAAAUGAACUUAAUGUUUUUAGUUCAGGAAAAAAAAUGUUGUUUGACAUGAAAUAUUCUGUGGGUGACAGAGGAAACAAUUGCAUGAAAGUCUUAAAUAGUGUCUUGAGUUUCUUUUAAAUCUCAGGCUGAAAACUGGUAGAGAAUAUCAGUCUACAUCAAGACCUAUGAAUGAAGGCUGAUAGUUUCGAAAGAAACUGUUUGGGGCUGCGUCGGUGGGAGUAACGAAAUAAUUUGGAUAUAU